Messenger RNA from Aspergillus tanneri, 1104 nucleotides. Its product is annotated as MBL fold metallo-hydrolase. The transcript has 2 exons. Lineage: Eukaryota; Fungi; Ascomycota; Eurotiomycetes; Eurotiales; Aspergillaceae. Bases 1 to 1104 code for a protein of 367 amino acids. The record is from RefSeq and is a predicted model, not a curated record.
AUGGACAUAUCCUCUUGCCUGGUAUCGCCAAAGACCCCUCCACCACUACACAUUCCGUCUUCAACAUCGGUGGUGACUGUGCGUGUCAUUGACUCGACCACAUCUCUCUUCCUCGAUCCUCCGCUGUUCUGGCGGCCGGAAAUCAAGGGUCUCGACGGCGUGACUGUACCGGACUUCUGCUUCCUGGUCUCCAACGGUAGUCGACACAUUCUCUUCGACCUCGGCGUCCGGCGUGACUGGGAAAACUACGCGCCCAGAACGGUCGACCUGAUCCGACGGACAACCCGGGUUCACGUCGAUAAAAACGUGGCCGAGAUCCUCGAUGCGCAGGAGCAGUGGUCCGGCCCCGUCGUUCGGAGCAAGGAUAUUGAAGCCGUCAUCUGGUCGCACCAUCACUUCGACCAUAUCGGGGAUCCGUCCACCUUUCCCCCAUCCACGGAUCUCGUCGUAGGCCCCGGCGUGAAAGCGCUCUGUUGGCCCGCAUAUCCGACCCAGCCGGACUCCCCGGUCCUGGAUGCCGAUGCCCAGGGCCGCAAUGUGCGGGAAAUUACUUUUUCGAGGGACUCACCGCACGUGUGUCGCAUCGGUCGAUUUGACGCCUUCGACUUCUUCGGGGAUGGUUCCUUUUAUCUCCUUGACGCACCGGGCCAUUCGGUGGGACAUCUGGUUGGGCUAGCACGCGUGUCGGCGACUGGACCGGGAUCCUUUGUCUUGAUGGGCGCGGAUGCCUGCCACCAUCCGGGCAUCCUCCGACCAACCGAGUACCUCCCCAUCCCCACCAGCCUGUCCCCUUCGCCGAUCCGGCAAUGGUCGACCUGCCCCGGGGACCGGCUGAGGCAUCUGCAUCCGCGGGGGAGUGCCACUGAGCCCUUUCUCACCGUCUCCCCGGUCCUCUUUCCGGAUCUUGAGGCGGCCCAAGACACCGUCCGCAAGAUCCAAGAACUGGAUGCGGCGGAAAACAUCCUUGUCAUCCUGAGUCAUGACCAGUCCAUCAAGGAUCAUAUUGACCUCUUUCCUCUUCCCAUUAAUGACUGGAUGGCUAAGGGUGUGGCAGGACGCACGCGCUGGCUAUUCUGUGGAGACUUUGAAGGAGCACUGGAUUAG